Molecule: messenger RNA, 1219 nt
Organism: Nylanderia fulva
Lineage: Eukaryota; Metazoa; Arthropoda; Insecta; Hymenoptera; Formicidae
Source: RefSeq, a predicted model, not a curated record
UUUAAAACUUAUAUGAGAAAUUAUCAACACUAAAUUUGAUUAUCUACUUAUUUGAAAGUAUAUUCUUAUGUGAAAUAAUGAGUGGAAAAAUGUUUGCAUUUGUGUGUUCCGUGCUUCUCCUCGUCAUUUCGUUAUCGAAAUCGCAGCAAAAUUCCACCAACAGAGAUGAGAAUUUGACGAUACGAUACGAGAUAAAUGCGGAUUCUACAACAAAUUAUAACGACGAAAUAAUAACACUGCGACAUGAUUUGCAUAAAAAUUUGACGAAUAAUACACAAAAUGACAAAAUGCAGUAUACAUUUUAUAUAAAUAACAAUCGCGAGGAUAAUGAUUUGAUUCAACAUAAACUGAACAAGCAUUCAAUGCAGAAUAAAGAUGAUGAGCAAAAAUCGAUGAAAUCUAACACGAAUUCGACAAAUGUCAAUCAUAAAAGAAAUUUCAUGUCACAGAAAGUUCAUAAAAAUAUAACUAAAAAGAUUGAUUCUAUGUCACUUGAAGUUUUCAAAAAUUCCAGCAAAGAUACUAAUGAAACUAUCAUCGUCCCAAACGAAAUGUGUCAUAAUGAUACUUGCAUUCGGCUCUGCUGUUUUCUUGGCAAUCGUCUGGUUGAUGAAAAUUGCAUUCCUGAAGAAAUCGAAUACAUUUUUCCAAAAGUAUACACGAACGAUUCGACGCAGAGCGAAAAGAGAGUGAACGAACUGUUUAAGCUGUCCAUUUAUGAUUCGUGCCAGGAAGAUCAACUGCGUCCCAAAGAUUCUCAGUGCGAUUAUAAGAUUUUUACCAACGGUUCUAUAUAUUUAACUUAUUAUAAAAUAUUUGUUGAAUCGACAUCAUAUUGUCUCACCGUCGUCGACGGGAAUGAGUUCGAAGUAACCAUCUGUUCCAAAACUUAUGACAAGAUCAAUGAGAUGAUUGAUAAAAAACUCAGAUUUUCUGGCGAAGAAAUUAUGGAAAUAAGUGCCGAUAUAGUAUCUAUGUUAUUUUUGGGGUUAGUAUUUCUGGUGUAUUCCAUAUUGCCAGAACUCCGAAAUAGACACGGCUUCAUGUUGCGCAAUUACAGCGGUGCUUCGUUUGUUGUAUACGGAGUUGACAUGGUGUAUGUUUUGAGUGGUGUACAGUAUCCCGUCUGCGUUACAACAGCCUUUUUAACACACUUUUGUUAUCUGGCGAGUUGCUUUUGGAUAAAUAUAAUAAGCUUUGAUAUGUGGUGUACAUUCAG